Molecule: messenger RNA, 771 nt
Organism: Lecanosticta acicola
Lineage: Eukaryota; Fungi; Ascomycota; Dothideomycetes; Mycosphaerellales; Mycosphaerellaceae
Source: the annotation of a GenBank genome assembly
AUGACGGGAGGAAGACACGUAGUCUUCGACAUCGUCGGAACUUGCAUCAGUUACGACGCCUUCUUCGACGCUCUCGAAGAACGCUUCGGCGACAGACUCCGCCAGCAUGGAAUCCCGCCAAAGCUGUUCGGCCUCCUCAUCCUCGAAGGCGGCGAGCGCGAAUGCCUCUUCUUUCAACUCGCGAGACAGCCAAUUCUGUUCAUGGAUAUGAUAAAGCCAAUCUUCUACCGUAUGCUCGCCAUGUGCGGAAUCCAGAAGUCCCAUGACUUUGCUUCUGGCGAGGAUGUAACCUAUGUGGCGGAGAGCUAUCGAAAGCUAGGAGCUCGCGAAGGCAUUCAUGACUGUAUGACUCGUCUGAGACGGGCUGGUUUCACGAUUUGGGCCCUGACUUCUGGAGAUAAGGCGCGAGUGCAAAGCUAUCUUACCACAGCUGCAAUCGAUUUACCAUCUGAGAACUUCAUUGCCUGCGAGACCAUCGGUGCAACAAAGCCGCAGCCGGAAGUCUACGAGUAUGUAUUGAGACGUCUCCCGGAAGGGACGCAGCCGUGGUUCGCAGCAUGCCAUAUGUGGGAUUCAGCCGCUGCAAAGCGUAGUGGGUGAGUAUAGCGACCGCUUUCAAGAGGUACAGGGCUGACUUAUUACGCCAGCUUCAGAUCUGCGUGGUGCUCGGGUUGGGAGAAAGACCCUAUGUCAGAGGUCUUUGGGGAUAUUGAUAUCGUGGCCCACGACCUGCCAAGUAUGGCAGACUCCAUAAUUUUGGCUAGCACUUGA